UACCAUUCUAACUGUAGGGUGCAAUGUUCAGUCAGUGCACUGAAGUAAAUGCAUUUAGUGUUAGCGGUGUGAAUGGGUAGGUGUAACAGGCUCUGCCAGGGACUGGAGUUAUUUAAACGUUGCUGAUUUAACACUAUCAAUAGAGAUGUCUCCCGAUGAGCUGGUUUACUUAGGAAUCCUCGCUGCCUCCAUCCCUGUUGGGUUCCUCUUCCGUUACCUCAGUCCUCCUGUGAAGCAGGGGGCAGCUCUUCUUCUGGGCCUCUCUGUCGCCAUCGUCACCUGUCAGAUCCACACGCUCCACUCUCUGGUGACGGUGAUUGGAACAUGGAUUAUUAUAAAGAUCAGCUGGCGGCAUGCCCCAGCAUUGAGUCUCGGCUGGAGCUUCCUCUACCUCCUCUUCUUCCGGCUGGUCACUUGGUUCGGUCUGCCAGCACCGACACCUUUCGCCAACGCCAUCCAGCUGCUUCUCACUCUGAAGAUGGUGAGUUUAGCAAACGAGGUGAACAGCUUCCACAUGGAGAAGAAGAAGGACGUGAGCUCCUUUGCCAAGUCUCCUGUCAUUGGUGGUCUGUCUCAGGUGCCCUCCCUCUACGAUAUGCUGUCCUAUAGCUACUGCUAUGCCGGUAUAAUGACGGGCCCGUUCUUCCGCUUCCAAACGUACGUUGACUGGCUGCAGCAACCGAGCCCGCAGACCCUGCCCGGCUGGGGGCCGUGCCUGCAGCGCCUGAAGCUCGUUCCUCUCUACGGCGCUCUGUUCAUCACCGUCAACUCCGUCUUCCCACUCGCCUACGUUCGCACAGACGAGUUCCUGGAUGAGAACUUUUUCUUUAGGUAUUUCUACAUGGUAGCAGUGUUCUUCGUGUUCAGGAUGCGUUUCUAUGCAGCGUGGUGUGGAGCUGAGGCUGGUUUUAUCACUGCAGGUCUGGGCUGCUAUCCAGAAAAGGCGCUGUCCAAACCUGGAGGAGGACCCACUGUCAACUACAGUCCUGACCCCAGCGCAGACGAGACGUAUGACUUCAAAACCAUCCAGAACAUCGACUGCUACAACACGGACUUCUGUGUGAAGGUCCGCCACGGCAUGCGUUACUGGAACAUGACGGUGCAGUGGUGGCUGCAUCACUACAUCUACCCCAACGCCCCCUUCAGGGCCUACGCCCUCAGGGCCGGCUGGACCAUGUUCAUCAGCGCAUACUGGCAUGGACUUCAUGUGGGCUACUACCUCUCCUUCCUCACCAUCCCUCUGUGCAUCGCAGCCGAGUCGGCCAUGGAGUCGUCGGUCCGAGUUAGACUGGGUCCGUCUGGCCAGAAAAUCUUCGACUGGGUUCACUGGUUCUUGAAGAUGAGGUCGUACGACUACAUGUGCAUGGGCUUCGUGCUGCUCAAGGCCUCUGACACCAUCCACUACUGGACGUCCAUCUACUUCAGCAUGCACAUCAUCGCCAUCGCCUGUAUCAUCAUCGGCAGGGUUCUGAAGGGAGGGAAAAAGGAAGGAAGGAGAGUUGAAAAAGAGGACAAAAAAGAGGGAGAGAAGGUUGAAAAUGUAACAACGGGAGAGAAAACAGACUAAAUGGAGGUACAGAAAAAACAGGUUGGAUAUUUUUUGAGACAUGACAAAGGGUCACUGCAGGAUUUUCCAACAUCCAUUGCAUCAACACUCAUCUUACAAGCAACAAACCUCAAACAAAAAUGUCAUAGAAAAUGCAGUAGAUUAGAAGAGAGUGUGACAGGUUAGAACUGGUCGAAUACUUAUUAUGUGCAUAUAAGUACUGUGAAUACUGGGAGAGGAAUGUUUGAGCUCAAUGAAUGUUACUUUUGUAUUGUGAGUGGUAAUCGGGGUGUGGAAAGUUUAUUCAUUCCUCAUCCGAGCGCCUGUCUGUACAGUAAAUGUGCUUUUGUUUCACAAUACCAUUCCGAGUUUAAGUGAACUGUAAUGCUGGUCAAAAUAGGGGUUGUUGAAAUGGCAAGAUGUUGUUUUAAAAACAUUCAGUAGGGCGAAGCAAACAAUAACCAAACAAGCCUCGUAAGGUCGUAUAAAUAUUUAAAAGAGGAGAGAUUAAAUGUAAUUAAACGUAGUUUCCAUAACCAACAUAACAUUCCAGCAGCACUCAGUUACACAACGUUUGUAUUGGAGUACAGCAUGGAAAGAUCUUGAUGGGAAAAAAAUGACAUUAUAUGUCUUGUAUAAGCUUUCUGAUUUAUUUAUUUUGAGGAACAAAAUAAUGGCUUCCUAAAUCAUCACAAUGACAGUUUUUUAUCUCAAAAAAAUGAUGUUGUUGUGAUACAAUGUUAAACUUACUGUGCAUCCCCUGCAGACUACAAUUGUAUUGCUGCCUGGUUACUUACAACUUCUAUAAGUGUUUAAGAUUUUUGUUUCCAGCAUUAUAAUGUUCAUCAUUUUAUUGCCUGAUCCUUGAGAAUUUAAAAUGUAUUUUUCCUCAGUGUUUUUCUGCCUGUAACUGUGAGCAUAUCAGGAGCAUCUGCACGGACAUCUCAAGUGUCUGCUAAUGAGUGUUUGUAAGAUAGCAACACUGCCAAAAUGUCUGGACUGCCAUCGUGGACCAUUCAGGGUUGGGACCAAACAUUUAAUACAACACGUUUUCACAUAAUAACUAUUAGCUGCCAACGUAGAUCAUGAAUAACAGCACAGCUAGGGCUGGGCGAUACAUUUGAAAUCAUCUUCACAGCGAUGACUAGAGAGGCAUUCGCAGAGCUCAGGCCUCGGGCCAGACCAUUUGCAGAACGGGAAAAGAAAACUGUCCGCUUGGUGAUACUGAUCUGCUCCAACAUUUAAUGGGUUCUUUCUUGGCACAUGCUACCACUAGUUUCCCCCUAAUCUUACUGUCAAAUCACCAAACCGAACCGAAAACAAUGUCUCUAUUGAUAUACGGCACCAUAUGAAAACUGUAUGCAAACUAUAUGUAAAAUAGCCCAAAAGCAGAAUUGUUUAGAAAGAUCAGAAUCUAUGGUUAUAUUUUCACAAUUCACAGCUGAUAAAUGAAGAUAUUGUUUUAUCGCCCGGCCCUAACCUCGAUAAACUGCGAACAAGUUGGAAAAUAUGUUGAGUUGUUUCACUCACUCCUGUCUCAAACUGUGUGACCACUACUGUGUCUUUGUUUUAUAUGUGCAUGUCUGAAAGCAGAGUAGAAAAACAUCUUAUCUCCUAAUGUCAUUUUGUUCUCCACAUGUUACCUGUAACUGAUUUGAUUUACAGAUGUAUUUUGAGUCUUGCCUUUACCCUUUAUGUGCCAAAACCUUUUUUUUCUCUCUUGCACACAGAUGAUUGUGAUUUGUAGUCCUUCUAUUGCUCGCUCACCUCCAGCAUAUUUAUUUAAGCCUUUUGUCUCUUUUCUUUAGCCUCACAAACUGCACCUGCUGCACUCCCUGCUCUGUGACGCUGUAACUUGUGAAAUACAUAUCAGCAUUUCCUCCACAA
Messenger RNA from Trematomus bernacchii (emerald rockcod), 3433 nucleotides. RefSeq names its product membrane bound O-acyltransferase domain containing 7 (gene mboat7). NCBI's taxonomy places the organism in Eukaryota, Metazoa, Chordata, Actinopteri, Perciformes, Nototheniidae. Bases 146 to 1567 code for a protein of 473 amino acids. Gene Ontology annotation, molecular function: lysophospholipid acyltransferase activity. The transcript is spliced from 9 exons. Gene Ontology annotation, biological process: lipid modification; phosphatidylinositol biosynthetic process. The record is from RefSeq and is a predicted model, not a curated record. Gene Ontology annotation, cellular component: mitochondria-associated endoplasmic reticulum membrane contact site; membrane.